Molecule: messenger RNA, 1586 nt
Organism: Oncorhynchus gorbuscha (pink salmon)
Lineage: Eukaryota; Metazoa; Chordata; Actinopteri; Salmoniformes; Salmonidae
Product: probable asparagine--tRNA ligase, mitochondrial
Exons: 5
Coding region: 762-1271 (169 amino acids)
Biological process (GO): asparaginyl-tRNA aminoacylation
Cellular component (GO): mitochondrion
Molecular function (GO): ATP binding; asparagine-tRNA ligase activity
Source: RefSeq, a predicted model, not a curated record
UCUGGGUUAAUAUACUCUGGGAUGAUAUACUCUGGGAUUAUAUACUCUGGGUUGAUAUACUCUAGGUUAAUAUACUCUGGGUUAAUAUACUCUGGGUUAAUAUACUCUGGGUUAAUAUACUCUGGGUUGAUAUACUCUGGGUUAAUAUACUCUGGGAUUAUAUACUCUAGGUUAAUAUACUCUGGGUUAAUAUACUCUGGGUUAAUAUACUCUGGGUUAAUAUACUCUGGGAUGAUAUACUCUGGGUUGAUAUACUCUGGGUUAAUAUACUCUGGGUUAAUAUACUCUGGGAUGAUAUACUCUGGGUUUAUACCCUGGGUUAAUAUACUCUAGGUUAAUAUACUCUGGGUUAAUAUACUCUGGGUUGAUAUACUCUGGGUUAAUAUCCUCUGGGUUGAAAUCAUAUGUAUUGAUACAGUGGGGAGAACAAGUAUUUGAUACACUGCCGAUUUUGCAGGUUUUCCUACUUACAAAGCAUGUAGAGGUCUGUAAUUUCUAUCAUAGGUGCACUUCAACUGUGAGAGACGGAAUCUAAAACAAAAAUCCAGGAAAUCACAUUGUAUGCUUUUUAAGUAAUUAAGUAAUUGUUGAUCAUUGAUAUUUAACGAUUACACAAGGAUCAUUAAUAUACAGUGAUUACAUAAUGAUCAUUGAUAUUUAACGAUUACACAAGGAUCAUUAAUAUACAGUGAUUACAUAAUGAUCAUUGAUAUUUAACGAUUACACAAGGAUCAUUAAUAUACAGUGAUUGCAUAAUUAUCAUGAAUACUGUUGUUGUUAUAUCUCUUUGCUUCAGGAUAACCUACACAGAAGCCAUAAACAUCCUCAACAGCAGCUCCAAGACAUUUGCUUUCAAAACAGAUUGGGGCUCUGACUUGCAGACAGAGCAUGAGAAGUACCUGGUGAAACAUUGUGGCAAUGUUCCUCUCUUCGUCACAGAUUAUCCCUAUGACCUGAAGCCCUUCUACACACGAGACAACCAGGACCAGCCGCUACACACUGCAGCAGCAGUAGACCUAUUAGCCCCCGGAGUAGGAGAGAUGUGUGGAGGUUCUCUGAGAGAGGAGAGACUGGACCUAUUGAAGACACGUCUGGCACAGGCUGGUUUGGAUGAGCCAUACGGAUGGUAUUUGGAUCUGAGACGGUUUGGUUCUGUCCCUCACGGUGGGUUUGGUAUGGGCUUUGAGCGUUACCUGCAGUGUGUUUUGGGGGUCGACAACAUCAAAGACGUUAUUCCAUUCCCCAGAUACUCCCGCUCUUGCCUUCUGUAAACUAUACACUGAGUAUACCAAACAUUAAGAACACCUUCCUAAUAUUGAGUUGCACCCCUCUUUGCCUUCAGAACAGCCUCAAUUCAUCAGGGCAUGGACUCUACAAGGUCUUAAAGAGUCAGGCUGCCGAGUGUGUUGCAGGAAGUAGGACUGACGAGUGUGUUGCAGGAAGUAGGGCUGCAUUCCACAGGGCAUGGACUCUACAAGGUGUCGAAAGCGUUCCACAAGGAUGCUGGCCCAUGUUGACUCAAUUAUUUGUCCUGUUGUCUAGCUGGAUGUCCUUUGGGUGGUGGACCAUUCUGGAUACACACAGGA